Messenger RNA from Cetraspora pellucida, 228 nucleotides. The record is from the annotation of a GenBank genome assembly. NCBI's taxonomy places the organism in Eukaryota, Fungi, Glomeromycota, Glomeromycetes, Diversisporales, Gigasporaceae.
AUGAUAGUUACGAAUAGAAAAUAUGGCAAAAAGGCGGUUGAGGUAGCCAAAGAACUAGGCGUUAUUUUAGCUGAUAAAUUCAAUAUUAGGAAAGGAAAUAGAGAAAAGAGAAUUGGAUAUUUUGAAGGAAAUCGAGAGUAUUUUUCUACAUUUAUGAAUAAUAUAGUAGCGCAAGCAGAUUUUCCUUUUCGCAUAUUUAUGUUCUUGGUCUCUGGUUCAGAUUUUUAA